UGCUGCUGUCAGAAUACUAGUCCAGAACCGACAGCGCCACCGACACCGAACAGCAUCGUCCAGAGCCGAGAACAACAACAGUAGCAAAAAACGGAUCAAAUAUGAUUUAAGGGGCAGGUUGGGUGUUGGCGGCAAAAGGGAACGCCGUUAUCCUCUUUAUUUUUUACCGAUUUCGAAUCCUCCCAGUAAUGGCUGGGGUCCAUGGCUCCGGCUGCUGAGCGGCAGGUGUAUUGUGGAGGACAUAUUUCUCAACCGUUAUGUAUUCAACUACGGUCGAUACACUGGUAGGUAAGGACGGAACCGACUGCUACCGGAAUUGGAUGUUGCUGUCGCGAGGAAGGCUGUAGCUGGGUGCGUCGUUCCGUCCUCGAGGCUGCGGUGCAGCAGUGGUUGUCGGCUCGAGGAGGGCGGUGUCUCUAACCCCCUGUAAAUAGCCUAUAUUUUUUUUUUUGUGAAUUAAAAUGUCUCAGUAUAAUUUAGUGGUUCAAGGUUAGAAAUCCUAACUGCCAAACAUGGAUACCACCCAAAUGAUAACAAUCUUUGAAAUCUUUCGGGAUAUGGAAUGACACAGGAGAAGUUUUAUUGAUGAUUAAUCCGAACGGAUUAUAAUUUCAAUGAUUAGUAUUUUCUCUCGUCUUGGUAAACGUGUUUUAUAACUGUAGGCCUAUCUAAGCAACAUCAUCUCACAUCUGGUAUCGGACCCAGGCCUCAUUUUGCCAAGAUGAUGGAAAUCGAUGAGGUUGUCUAUCAGGACGACUAUGGCUCGGUGUCUGUUAUGUCGGAGCGGGUGUCGGGCCUGGCCAACAGCAUCUACCGGGAGUUUGAGCGCCUCAUCAGCAGCUACGACGAGGAAGUGGUCAAGGAGCUCAUGCCGCUGGUGGUGAACGUUUUGGAGAAUCUGGAUUCGGUUUUAACGGAGAACCAGGAGCACGAGGUGGAGCUCGAGCUGCUGAAAGAGGACAACGAGCAGCUCAUCACCCAGUACGAGCGUGAGAAGGCGCUGCGCAAGCAGGCAGAGGAGAAAUUCAUAGAGUUUGAGGAUGCAUUGGAGGGGGAGAAGAAGGACUUGCAGACUCAUGUGGAGAGCUUGGAACUGCAGGGGAAACAGCUGGAGCUCAAGACCAAGAACUACUCUGACCAGAUCACUCGUCUGGAGGAGCGUGAGUCAGACAUGAAGAAGGAGUACAAUGCUUUGCACCAGCGACACACAGAGAUGAUUCAAACAUACGUGGAGCAUAUUGAGAGGUCCAAGAUGCAACAGGCAGGGAACAACAGCCAGUCAGAAGGGCCAGGCAGUGGACGAACCAAAGUGGAGCGUCCCCCGUCGUUGAGCCUGUACCCCAGUGGAGAGGGCAUGGGGAUGGAGGAUGGUUCCGAGUCGGACUCAGUGGCGGCCACGCCCAGUAGCACAGGAAGUAAGUCCAACACGCCCACUUCCUCCGUCCCUUCCGCCACCGUCACGCCCCUCAACGAGGGCUUCCUCCCACCCGGCGAGUUCGACCCAAUGCAUGCUGUAAACCGCGGCAUGAAGAGUGCUAAACACCUCAGCAAAAACAUGGAGGUGCAGGUCUCCCAGAAAACCAGGAAUGUCAGCAUCGGUAUGGGUAGCAGUGACGAGUGUUCAGAAUUCCAAGAGAUCAUCGAUUCCACACCAGAGCUGGAUAUGUGUGUGGACCCCCGUCUCUAUGGUGGAGGAAACAGUCCUUCCCAGGGCAUCGUGAACGAGGCAUUCGGUAUCAACACAGACUCCCUCUACCAUGAGAUCAAGGAUGCCAAGUCUGACAUAAUCGGGGAUGUUGACGCCGGGGCGGAGCUUCUAGGGGAGUUCUCAGUCCGUGAUGAUUUUUUCGGGAUGGGCAAGGAGGUGGAGAAUCUGCUGACAGAGAACAAACAUCUUCUGGAGACCAAAAAUGCUCUGAACAUUGUGAAGAAUGACCUGAUAGCCAAAGUGGACGAGCUCUCAGGGGACCAUGAGGUGCUGAGAGAGGAACUGGAGGCCCUUAGGACCGCCAAGAACAAAGUAGACACAAAGGUUAAAGAACUGGAAGAAGAGCUGAAGAGGUUGAGAGCAGAGGCUCUGACUCUGGGAGCAUCUCAGGACUCCAAGGAUGAAGGAGGAGAAGAUUACUCGUCUCCGAUGGUGGAUGGGGAUGUGACCAUGACGCAGCGUCGGCGUUUCACACGGGUGGAGAUGGCCAGGGUCCUGAUGGAGAGGAACCAGUACAAGGAGAGACUAAUGGAACUACAGGAGGCCGUCCGGUGGACAGAGAUGAUCAGGGCAUCCAGGGAGAGUCCUCAGAUGCAGGAGAAGAAGAAAUCCACCAUCUGGCAGUUUUUCGCCCGUCUGUUCAGUUCCUCGGCCAGUCCUCCGCCAGUCAAGCGUCCGUACUACAGCGUCAACAUCCACUACAAGUCCCCGUCCCCUGCAGGCUUCCCCCAGAGACGCAGCCACACCAUGUGUCAGAUCUCCACCUCAAACCGAACCCUGGAGUUUUUCCCAGAAGACGACUCUGCGCUGUCGGCUCGUCGUGAGCAGCGCCGGGAACAGUACCGGCAGGUCCGAGAGCACAUGCGCCGCGAUGACGGCAUCAUGCAGGCCUGCGGCUGGAGCGUACCGCCACGCUUCAAACAGACUGGUGCUCAGCUGGACAGUGCACUGGAAGGCCCGCUGAAGAAACAACAGGCCAAUGAGAAGGAGGACAACCGCAUGAAGAAUGUCCCUGUUCCUGUCUACUGUCGCCCCCUAGUAGAGAAGGACCCCAACAGGAAGUUGUGGUGUGCGGCGGGCGUGGACCUGACGGGAUGGAAGACGUGCACUCAGGAAGUGAUGACAGUUAAAGCUGGCCCCGGCAACAGCGUUACGAAUCCUCUAGCCAUUGAGGAGGGAGAGGGAGGAGACGGCAAGAGCAACCACAGCUCACCAGAGAAGAGAAAGUCUAAGGAGCUCCAUGAAACAGACACUAUGAGUAGCAGAGUCUGGAUCCUGACCAGUACCCACUCGGCCAGCAAGGUGGUCAUCAUUGAUGCCAACCAGCCCGGCUCGUUGGUCGACCAGUUCAACGUCUGCAAUGCCCACGUGCUCUGCAUCUCCAGCGUGCCAGCGGCCAGUGAGAGUGACUACCCGGCGGGUGAGAUCGUGCUGGACCCUGGGGAGGGUGGUGGUGAGGAGACAGGCGGGGUGGAGGGCAUGCUAGCAGGCAUCACCCUGGUGGGCUGUGCCACCAACUGUAGCGUGGUCCGCAGCAACUGCUCCUCGCGCACCGACACACCCGUACUGGACCGGGGACAAGCCCCCAUGGCUCCACCACUCAGUGGGAAGCUGCAUCCGGCCCAGUCAGCAGAGGAGGCCACAGAGGCUACAGAGGUGGCUGAGCCGGCCGCCAGCGAGACAGACGGCACCUUGGGACCUCCAGGGCCCUUCAUGGAGCACGUCUUCACAGACCCCCAGCCUCCGGUGGUUGAUGCUGGCAAAUACGACCGGUGUGCAGGUCAGUUAAAAGAGGAGUCUAACUCCCCACCCCAGGAGACGGAGGAUGGAAACGACGACCCCAAAGCUGGCACCAGCGUCGUCCCCACCAUGUGGCUGGGAGCACAAAAUGGCUGGCUUUACGUCCAUUCGGCAGUGGCCAACUGGAAGAAGUGUCUCCACUCCAUCAAACUGAAGGACUCUGUGCUCAGUCUAGUGCAUGUGAAGGGUCGUGUGCUGGUGGCUCUGGCAGACGGGACACUGGCUAUCUUCCACAGAUCUGAGGAUGGGCAGUGGGACCUGUCAAUACACCUGAUGGACCUGGGUAGACCGCACCACUCUAUCCGCUGCAUGGCCAUGGUCCAUGACAAGGUGUGGUGUGGCUACAAGAACAAGAUCACCAUCACCCCCCCUAUCCCCUCUCCACAUCAGAAGUCCUUUGACGUCCACCCUCGCAGGGAGAGCCAGGUGAGGCAGCUGGCGUGGAUCGGGGAUGGGGUGUGGGUGUCAAUCCGUCUGGACUCCACGCUGCGUCUCUACCACGCCCUCACACACCAGCACCUACAGGAUGUCGACAUCGAACCCUACGUCAGCAAGAUGCUGGGUACUGGCAAGCUGGGCUUCUCCUUUGUGCGAAUAACAGCCCUUCUUAUUGGUGGAAACCGCUUGUGGGUGGGGACUGGGAAUGGUGUGGUCAUCUCCAUACCACUGACAGAGACGGUAGUACUUCAUCGGGGACAGCUCCUAGGUCUGAGGGCCAAUAAGGUGUCUCCGACGUCGUCCGGCGGCGUGGCCGGGGGUGUUAUUCAUGUGUAUGAAGACGACAACCCAGAGAAAAGCAGCGGCAGCUUCAUUCCAUACUGCUCCAUGGCCCAGGCUCAGCUCUGUUUCCAUGGACACCGAGAUGCCGUCAAGUUCUUUGUCUCUGUGCCAGGUCAGUUAGACUGUGAUGGCGAGGACGACGAGACAGAGGAAGGGGAGGUGUCGGGGGGCGCCACGCAGAUGAAGCCUGCCGUAUGCAAAGCCGAGCGGAGCCAUAUCAUCGUGUGGCAGGUGUCCUACGUCCCCGAGUGACACUCCCACCCUCAAGGGUCACCUUGCAUCUCCCUGUCCCCCUUCUUGCACCCAGAUGAUCACCCACUUCUCCCAUCCUAAAACUAACCCACCCUACCCACCCCGCUCUUCCCUGCCCCUGUAUCUACCCCUGGUCAUGAUGUAACUAUCCCUAGGCUUGGAAAUGACCCCUCAGCCCCUGUACGUACUAUUACACCCCUUUUAACUAUCGAUAUCUCCCCCAAAGACCUUGUAACUACCUAUUGCCUUGUAAGUAUCACUCCCCCAGUCCAGUAACUUUCCAAAUACCUUGACUAUGACUACCCCCUUCCCCGCCCUGUUUUUUGCCGCUUCUACCAAUGUAAUUAUUUCCCCCCACCAUGAGCCUUGUAACUACCCCUGCCUCCUAACUACCUCCGCUACCCUGUAUCUACUCCCUAAAGCCUGGAGUGUGUCUUAAAUGGCACCCUAGUAUAUAUGGUGCAUUACUUUUGAUCAGGGCCCAUAUGGUGCUGGACAAAACUAAUGCACUAUAUUGGGAAUAGAGUGCCGUUUCAGACAUACCUGUAUUUAUUUCCCCUGGAAGUACAUCUGUAUCUCUCCUGUAUUGACCUUUGACUUGUAACGGCCUGCAUCUGCCCCCAAGCUACUCCCUGAUACCUACAAUCACCCCUAACUCCUCCCUUUCUCACCUUGCCCACCUGCAUCUUACCAACAACACAAGUACAGGAACAUUAAAGACUACUGCGUAAUAUAACGCCUCUCCAGAAAUUACCCAAGAUUUGCAGCAACAGCCAACCAGUAAUCCCAAAACUAUUUAUGGUAUGACUUACUAAAACCCCCCAACUCCAAUCAGCUUUCAGCUCACUGAACCACGCUGGAAACAGAGACAGCUGAUUGGUCAAGAGGAAUUCAGAGAUAGGCAGCUAUUGGUCGGAGUGAGUGACACAGUCAACUAGCCGCUCAUUGGUGAGUUAAAUGUAGAGAGAGAGAGACUGACAGUUGAUUGGUUGGUUCAGGGUGAUUUUACCUCAGCCAGCUGUUAGUUAGAAGGUGAGGAGACGUUGUUGAAUGUACGUGGAAAAAACAAGAUCAGUCUUGAAUGCAUUGGSCUGUAAAUACAGUGAAGUUUGAUCAGGAGGUCUGCAGACUCAGGAUGCAUCCCAAAUGGCACCCUACCCUUUAUAAUGCACUACUUUUGACUAGAGCCCUAUGGUUCUUUGUCAAAAGUAGUGUACUAUAUAGGGAAUAGGGUGCCAUUUGGGGUACAGGGGUACAGAUGUAGUAAAAUUCAUGGGGGAUGGCCAGUAAAUCAGGUGUAGUGGAGUAAAGAGAAACUCUUGAUUUGGCAUCAGAGGAUGAACAGGGAUUGUAAUUGUUCCACGUUAGAAGCAAGUUUCCAGACAGCCUUAUGGACAUAGAUUGGCUGUGUUUGAGCGCAUCAAAUAUGUGAUGCAUUGUGGGUAAGUUGGAACUGACUGAUUGAUCUACAAAUAAUAAUGAGUAGUUAUUUAUGAUGCAAGGUGAUUUGUAGAUCAGUCAGUCGGCUGCACUGUCGAUCAAACCCAAACUCUCCUGUAGAGAAAAUGGACAGGUAAAGAGUCUCAGUUCUAUUUCAGCCUUUGUAAAAACCUAUCUCCUCUCAGGUCUGUGAACACCAAAUGGGUAAGGGCGUAGGGGAAAGUAACCGUGCCGAAAUGUAACUGUGCCAAAUAGUGGAAGGAGAGAGAGAGAGCCAGGCAUAUCCUCGAGCUGUGAGCUGAUUGGUUCAUAACUGAUUCACCAACCACCCACUGCUCUAAUUCGCUGUUCCCAGACUGACAGUUGGACAGUGAGGUUUGUGCUUGGUCGCCUGUUUUGAGUGACAGCUGUCAUUGAGGAUUCUGUAACUCUCCAGACAUGCCCAAGGCCCCUUCCCCUCUUGUUCAGUAUGUAACUCAUAUCUAUUUAUCUGUGUGGAUUAAAUAUUAAACCUAGUGUGCGCUGAAAACCAGA
This is a messenger RNA of Salvelinus sp. IW2-2015, 6514 nucleotides long. The record is from RefSeq and is a predicted model, not a curated record. Lineage: Eukaryota; Metazoa; Chordata; Actinopteri; Salmoniformes; Salmonidae.